AUCCUUGUCUUUCAAAGUGUGCGACUGUGUAAGUAAUAGCUCAUCGCCAUCGGGGAGUUUUGUGGGGGUUAGCCGUGUGGUGAGGCCUGUGGUUUGCUAGUUAAAGAUAUCUCCCAACCAAAGAAGAGUUUGAGGAUGGAAGUUGUUUUGGCUAUUGCAUCAAAGAUUGGAGAACACUUGGUGGAGCCGACAGUAAACCAAGUCCGUUAUCUAUUUUGUUUCAACACAAUUGUUAAAGAACUUGAAGAACAAGAAAAGAAAUUGAAAUGGGCAAAAGAAAACGUGAAUAAAGAUGUUGAAAUAGCUAAAAAUAAUACUGAUGAAAUCAAGGGAGAUGUUAAAGAGUGGCUAACUGAUGCCAACAAGAUGCUGGCUGAUGCUGAGGGAUUGAGAGAAGAGACAGGAGUGAAAAAGACUUGCCUUAAUGGAUGGUGUCCUAAUUGGGGUUGCCGAUAUUGGUUAGCUAGGAAAGCAGCAAAGAAGACAACCAUUAUGCGGAAGCUAACAGAUAAUGGCAAUUUCGAUGGAGUGGGUCAUCGUACCACUCUACCAGGUAUAGAAUUUUUAAAGCCUCAUCAAUUUCAGAUUUUCGAGUCUUCAAAAUCUGCUAUUGAUGAUAUUAUUGAGGCACUGAGAAAUGAUAAGAUCUAUAUGGUUGGAUUGUAUGGGAUGGGCGGGGCGGGUAAGACAACCUUGGCAAAAGAAGUAGGUAAUAGAGUGAAGGAGAUCUUUAAUGAGGUUGUGAUCGUUACCAUAUCUCAGACUCCAAACUUUAAAAAUAUUCAAGGUCAACUAGCAAGUGAGCUACGGUUGUCACUGUUGGAGCAAGGUGAAGAAGAAAGAGCGCGGCGAUUAUUCAAGAGAUUCACAGAGCCAGAGAAGAAGAUCCUCGUAAUAUUGGAUGAUGUUUGGAGAAAAUUUGAGUUAAAAUCGAUAUUAGGAAUUCCACUUGAUGAUGAUAACAAGAAUUGCAAAAUUCUUCUUACUACUCGUCGACAACAAGUUUGUAUCGAUAUGGGGUGUCAGUCACGAAUUCAACUAAAUGUUCUAAAUGAUGAUGAAGCUGUGGCUUUACUCAAAAGGCAUGCAGGCAUAGGUGAUGCCUCCACUUUGAAUCCUCUGGCAAUUAAAAUUGCUAAGGAAUGUGAUGGCUUGCCUUUAGCACUUGUAGCUUCAACUUAA
Molecule: messenger RNA, 1182 nt
Organism: Pistacia vera
Lineage: Eukaryota; Viridiplantae; Streptophyta; Magnoliopsida; Sapindales; Anacardiaceae
Product: disease resistance protein At4g27190-like
Exons: 2
Coding region: 136-1182 (348 amino acids)
Molecular function (GO): ADP binding; ATP hydrolysis activity
Source: RefSeq, a predicted model, not a curated record